AAAACACCGACUACAAUGCAAUCAUCUUCAUUUCAAUUCACAUGCUUCCCGUGAGUAGUUACAAGUGAAAGAAUAGAAAAAAAUGAAGUUAAUUUAUGUAGUUAUGUUCUUUUUAACCAUUUCUUUGGCAAAUGCUGAAGAUAUUGAAGAAAAAUGUACUAGCAGUUCGUGUGCUGUUGUUCUUUGCUUGGCGCCUCCACCAAAAUGUCCGAAAGGGACAAUUUUAAAGCCUGGUGGUUAUUGCAACUGUUGUAACGUUUGCAAAACAUUGAUAUAUGAAGGUGGCAAUUGCACUGCAGAAAGUCCCAUAGCUGGAAGAACUUCUGACAAAGUUGUUUGUGCUGAUGGCUUGCAAUGCAUAGGUGGAGUCUGCAAGAAGUGGAACCCAGGACAAAAUUGUUGAGAAGUUUAAACAAUAAACUGUUACUUAAAAAAAAAUGUUUAUUAAUUAAAUUUCAGUAAAGCAUG
Molecule: messenger RNA, 468 nt
Organism: Harmonia axyridis
Lineage: Eukaryota; Metazoa; Arthropoda; Insecta; Coleoptera; Coccinellidae
Product: fungal protease inhibitor-1-like
Exons: 2
Coding region: 83-403 (106 amino acids)
Biological process (GO): negative regulation of peptidase activity
Molecular function (GO): peptidase inhibitor activity
Source: RefSeq, a predicted model, not a curated record